AUGCCUGAAUCAUACUAUCCAAGCCACUCUUUGGCUCGAGUAUCAACAAGAAGUUCCACUUCAUCUCGAGACACUCAAAGCUCCGACGAAAGUCAACAAACUCACAGAUCGAUUAAUCAAAUCUCAUCGAAACUGUCCUGGUCAAAGUCCAAAUCUCCUUCCCAUUUCGAUAUCCCUCUGAGCGAUUUGCGACAAUCCUCCGACACUUUUACAUCUCGCGACAUUCCAAGGAGUACUCCUUACUCGGAGAAGACUUCUUCAGAUAUGUCUCAUACCUUUCACCCUCAUUCACCUAAGCCAGAGCUCAUCAAACGUGAGCCAAGCUCAAUCCGCAAGAGUAACGAUGACUAUCGCCGUUACAGUGGGACUGUCAACCAUUACGGUCGGCAUUCAAAUGACUGGCUAUUUGGUGGCUUUAGUGUGCGUGAGGCUGUUCGCGAUGGCUUUGAGAAGUUAUAUCGCCAGGAUAAGGGAAGCUGA
Messenger RNA from Penicillium taxi, 480 nucleotides. RefSeq lists its product as uncharacterized. The transcript has a single exon. The coding region runs from base 1 to 480 and encodes 159 amino acids. The record is from RefSeq and is a predicted model, not a curated record. NCBI's taxonomy places the organism in Eukaryota, Fungi, Ascomycota, Eurotiomycetes, Eurotiales, Aspergillaceae.